This is a messenger RNA of Talpa occidentalis (Iberian mole), 2941 nucleotides long. RefSeq names its product Rho GTPase activating protein 28 (gene ARHGAP28). The coding region runs from base 609 to 2858 and encodes 749 amino acids. The record is from RefSeq and is a predicted model, not a curated record. Lineage: Eukaryota; Metazoa; Chordata; Mammalia; Eulipotyphla; Talpidae. The transcript is spliced from 19 exons. Gene Ontology annotation, molecular function: GTPase activator activity. Gene Ontology annotation, biological process: regulation of small GTPase mediated signal transduction; signal transduction; negative regulation of stress fiber assembly. Gene Ontology annotation, cellular component: cytoplasm.
CCCAAGAGAUUGGAUUAAUUUCUUAGGUGGGACCCAGAGAGAUCAGGUGAACACUUUUACUUGAAGCUAAUAAAUGACAAAGGUUUUUCCAUAUCAAACUCUUGCCUUCUAACUGUAAGUUACACGUUUUUUCCCCUCUGCAUUAUAACUUGAAUUUAUAUUGGAUUAAACAUCUACCAAUUCUUUACUUUCUACAUUCAGGUUAAGAAUCUCUCAGGAAUAAAGACAUUUGCCAAGCCAUAGGUACUACUUUUUCCUUUUAAAGUACUUUUAGUAAAAUCCCUUAUUUGCCUAGUGGAGGGAAGGAAAGGGAAAAUCUUUCUAAAAAUUGCCUUUGCACACUGCAUGGGUUUUUAUAAACCUCAGUCUUCUUGAGACUGAUUACACUUUGCAGUCUUCCUUAGGAAAUGGAUGAAAAUGUGCUCUGGGACACAAACAGGAAGACUCUGAGGCAGCACCUCUUUAAAUAGCCACUAAGCAGUGGGAAUUCCUUCUGUGCUUAGACAAGAAACUGCACUGCCCUUUGUUUCUCUGGCCCCUGCAGGGCUGGAGGCUGCCAGUUCUCCUGUGCUGGCGUGGAGGCUGGCUCAGCAGGUGUGGGGAGGUGAAUGUGGGCUGGAGGAUGGCUCCCUCACCUCUGUACCAUGAGGACACAGGGCUUCAAAGGUGUUCUGUGCUUCUCCCUUAAGAAUAUCAUCCUUGAGACUUUUAGCCUGCUAAAAGUGCUGGGACAAAGGGCGCCAAUUAGAAGUGGCUGUGUUUGUUGCCCUGAUUCUAGAGAAGACAGAAAAUCCAUUCCUCGCUGCCGAAGAAUUAACAGGAUGCUCUCCAAUGAAUCCCUACAUCCCCCUGCAUUCAGUCGAUCCAACUCACAAGCCUCUGUAGACAGCGCCUCAAUGGAGGAUUUCUGGCGGGAAAUAGAGAGUAUUAAAGAGAACAGCAUGGGAGGCCAGGAAGAGCAGAUGUCAGCGGAGGUCAAGCCUGUGGAUGAAGGAGAACUUGAAGCAGAAUGGUUGCAAGAUGUGGGUUUAUCUACACUGAUCUCUGGUGAUGAAGAGGAGGAUGGCAAAGCCUUGCUCUCUACAUUGACUCGAAUCCAAGCAGCUGCAGUGAAAAAGAGAUAUAACACUUAUACUCAAACUAUGAGGAAAAAGAACAAGCAAUCUGUCAGGGAUGUCAGAGAUAUCUUUGGAGUCAGCGAAUCUCCUCCCAGUGAUAGGUGUGACAACCAUACUGCUCAGUUGGAUGGCACCCAGGAGGAAAAAGAGCUGCCAGGAGUUAUCAAAACAAGUGCUUCCUUGGCAGAUGAUGCUUCUCUCAACAGUACUACCCUCUCAGAUGGGUCCCAGGAUGAAGAAGGGAGUUUUGCAGUUUCCAGGAGUGAGGGCUCCAUGUCUCUACUAGAGACCAUUCCAGAUAUUCCAGUUCAUUCCAAUGGAUCUCCAGAACGUGGACAGCCCAGUCAGAAUGUAGUGAGGGGUGAUGAUUAUUUGGAAAAGAACAUUCUACCAGAAGCUGAAGAACUAUCAUUUGAAGUAUCUUAUUCAGAAAUGGUUACAGAGGCUCCAAAAAGAAACAAAUCUAAGAAGUCCGAUUUUAAGAAAGAAGAUUAUGCUUUAACCAAAUUUAUUGUUCAGAAAACCAGAUUUGGUCUAACUGAAGCAGGAGAUCUGUCUGCUGAAGAUAUGAAGAAAAUUCGCCAUCUCUCUCUAAUUGAAUUAACGGCUUUUUUUGAUGCCUUUGGAAUUCAACUGAAGAGAACCAAAACAGAGAAAGUAAAAGGACGAGACAAUGGAAUUUUUGGAGUUCCACUUACAGUCCUUUUGGACAAUGACAGAAAGAAAGACCCUGGAGUGAAAGUUCCCUUUGUAUUGCAAAAAUUUUUUAAAAAAGUGGAAGAAUCGGGUCUAGAGUCUGAAGGAAUUUUUCGACUUUCAGGAUGUACUGCCAAAGUGAAGCAAUACCGUGAAGAACUGGAUGCCAAAUUUAAUACUGAUAAAUUUAAAUGGGACAAAAUGUGCCAUAGAGAAGCUGCAGUAAUGUUGAAAGCAUUUUUCAGAGAACUACCCACCUCUCUCUUUCCUGUGGAAUACAUACCUGCCUUCAUCACUCUCAUGGAAAGAGGACCUCACAUCAAAGUACAAUUUCAAGCCUUACACCUCAUGGUCAUGGCACUGCCUGAUGCCAACAGGGACACAGCCCAGGCCCUCAUGACAUUCUUCAAUAAAGUGAUUGCCAAUGAGUCAAAAAACCGAAUGAGUAUAUGGAACAUUUCUACUGUAAUGGCACCAAACCUUUUCUUCAGUAGAAGCAAACAUUCUGAUUAUGAAGAAUUACUGUUAGCAAACACCGCAGCCCACAUUAUUCGAUUAAUGCUGAAGUACCAGAAGAUUUUGUGGAAGGUUCCAUCUUUCUUAAUUACUCAAGUCAGAAGAAUGAAUGAGGCCACAAUGAUGCUGAAGAAGCAGCUUCCAAGUGUCAAAAAGCUACUAAGGAGGAAGACCUUAGAAAGAGAGGUUACAAGCCCCAAGACUUCAAAGGUACUACAAAAAUCACCCUCUUCAAGAAGAAUGUCUGACGUGCCCGAAGGAGUCAUACGGGUCCAUGCUCCACUUCUCUCCAAGGUGUCCAUGGCCAUUCAACUCAAUAGUCAAACGAAAGCCAAGGACAUACUAGCAAAAUUUCAAUAUGAAAACAGUCAUGGUUCACUGGAAUGCAUUAAAAUUCAGAACCAAAGGUUAUAUGAGAUUGGAGGAAAUAUAGGGCAGCAUUGCUUGGACCCAGAUGCAUAUAUAUUGGAUGUAUAUCAUGUAAAUCCUCAAGCAGAAUGGGUGAUUAAACCCCAACCAAAUUUUUGAAAUACCUGCCAUGAUGACAGCUGUCAUGCAUUAUAUGUCAAGAAGAGCCUCCAUUUGGUAGGGAAAAAGAAGACUGCUUUUGA